Molecule: messenger RNA, 3892 nt
Organism: Scatophagus argus
Lineage: Eukaryota; Metazoa; Chordata; Actinopteri; Scatophagidae
Gene: sidt2
Product: SID1 transmembrane family, member 2
Exons: 26
Coding region: 580-3147 (855 amino acids)
Cellular component (GO): membrane
Source: RefSeq, a predicted model, not a curated record
CGCUAAUGGCAAAAAUAAUUCACAAUGUAAACACUCAAUCUCUUCAUCUCCCCCACGAGAAAUACUUGCACAAUGCCACGACGCCGUGAGCACAGACCGUGACAGGCGAUUACAUUGGAUAGACUUGGAAAAAUACUUGGUGCUGUUUUAUGUUUUCACACGUUCCGCGACGUUGGAACCGACAGCGUUAUAAAAACAUGAAGCUAUCUUACGGUGCUAGCUUUAGCACAACUAGCUAACAUUCUGCAAGGCUUUUGCGUUUCAGAUAAAGGAACAGGGUGUCGCUGUGAUCUUGCUGUCAGUGGUUGCACAAUUGGUAGCUUUGAAUUUGUUACGAAUGUCUAAAAGAGAAUGGACCCGUCUGUAGCUAAUGUAAACUCGCCACUGCCUCUUCAGCUUUAGUCAUUUAGCAACUGCUGUUACCGUCGGUCAUAGCUGGAAUUGGCACAGUUAAGCUAGUCAAGUUGUUAUCCGAGUAACUGUAGCCGAAUGGGGUGGAGUUGUUAUUAGUAUUGCCGCAUAGGCUAAAACAACGUUGGGUAGGUCCGUUGCCAGUGUAGGAAAACGGUCUCAUACAAAAUGGUGUUAAGGAGUUGCUGGAAAUCGCGACAUAAAAACAACUCUGGACCGACUCCGUUUUGGAUCCGAUCAGGAUUGGCAGCCCUGUUUUGGUUAUGUGUGACCCAGUUUACUUGCGGCAGCGAAGCAGCGGGGGGGACCAAAAAUGUGGUCCAGAAAGAUGCAGAAUUUGAUGUCACCUAUAAUGACACGGUUACUAGUGAAAACCAAACCAUGUAUGCUUUCAAUCACACCGUCUCCAGGAAUAAGACGGAGGGAGUGCGUGUGUCUGUGGAUGUGUUGUCACAGGGUUUGGAGAGUCCUAUCCUGUUUGUGGUGCGGCAGAAGCAGGCUGUCCUGUCUUUUCAAGUCCCUCUCAUACUAAGAGGCCUCUACCAGAGGAAGUACCCGUACGAUCAUGUGGGUCGGACACUGUGCCAGCCUCCGACUCGGGCUGCCUCCGAGACCCAAUACUUCUUUGUGGAUGUGUCCACCCUGUCCAGCCAGGGUACAAACUACCAGCUCAGGGUCAGCCGUGUUGAAAGCUUCACCCUGCAGACAGAUAAGAAAUUCAGCUUCACCGCAUCACCAUCCCAACCUCAGUAUUUCAAGUAUGUCUUCCCAGAUGGGGUGGACACUGUGAUUGUCAAGGUCAGCUCAGACAUGGCCUUUCCCUGCUCCGUUAUGUCCGUCCAGGACAUCCAGUGCCCUGUCUAUGACCUUGACAACAAUGUGGCCUUCAUUGGGAUGUACCAGACUAUGACCAAAAAGGGUGCAAUCACUGUGCAGAGGAAAGAUUUUCCUAGCAACAGUUUCUAUGUGGUGGUAGUUGUAAAAACAGAGGAUGAGGCAUGCGGAGGCCCGCUGCGCUUCUAUCCUCUUCUUCCUGAUGAGCUGAUCGACGCUGGUAACCGCACCAAGGUCCUCGAUGUGGUGGUCUCCCCAGCUAUCAACUCGGAGGUGUACGUGAUGGGCAUGCUGUUCUGUCUGGGUAUCUUCCUCUUCUUCUACUUGCUCACCUUUCUGGUAGCCUGUCUGGAGAACAAGCAAAUGAAUAAGAAGAGAGAGGUGUUUCACAAUCCUGCUGACAUGUCGCCUGCUGAGACAGCCUCUCUGCUUGGGAAGAAUGGAGAUGGCAAGACUCCAGCCUCAUCGUAUGAAUAUGGCUCCUUUGCUGAUAAUGGCAGCCCGCUCAGUUCAGAGGCUAUCACUGACAGCGCUACAUCAACUGACAACAACUAUGGAUACAUGGAGCGAUCAUUGGACAGUGUUGGACGAAGCAGGCAGGAGUCUCUGAGCUCUGUGGAGGAGGAUGACUACGACACACUGGACGACAUUGACUCAGACAAAAACAUUGUCCGCACCAAGAAAUUUCUAUGUGUGUCUGACUUGGCUCGCAAAGACAAAAGGAUCCUCAGCAAGAAAUACCAAAUCUACUUCUGGAACAUUGCGACUAUUGCUGUGUUUUAUGCGCUGCCAGUCAUCCAGCUGGUCAUCACCUAUCAGACGGUGGUCAAUGUUACAGGAAACCAGGACAUCUGCUUCUACAACUUCCUGUGUGCCCACCCCCUGGGAGCCCUCAGCUCGUUCAACAACAUCCUCAGUAACCUCGGUUACGUGUUGCUGGGACUCCUCUUCCUCCUGAUCGUCCUCAAAAGAGAUAUCGUCCACAAUCGUGCCCUCGUCCGCAAUGAUCUAAACGCACUGGAAUGUGGUAUCCCAAAGCACUUUGGCCUGUUUUAUGCCAUGGGCACGGCUCUGAUGAUGGAAGGCUUGCUCAGUGCCUGCUAUCACGUCUGUCCCAACUACACCAACUUCCAGUUUGACACCUCCUUCAUGUAUAUGAUUGCUGGACUGUGUAUGUUGAAGCUGUAUCAAAAGAGACACCCAGACAUUAACGCAAGUGCUUACACUGCCUAUGCCUGCCUGGCUGUUGUCAUCUUCUUUUCUGUGCUGGGAGUGGUAUUUGGGAGAGGAAACAUGGUGUUCUGGAUCGUUUUCUCAGUGAUCCACAUUCUGGCCACUCUGCUUCUCAGCACACAGCUCUACUACAUGGGCCGGUGGAGGUUGGACUCCGGGGUGCUGCGCAGGAUUGUGUAUGUCAUCUACACAGACUGCAUCAGACAGUGCAGUGGACCUAUGUAUAUUGACCGGAUGGUUCUGCUUGUAAUGGGGAACAUAGUCAACUGGUCUUUAGCUGCCUACGGCCUCAUAGAGAGGCCUAAUGACUUUGCCUCCUACCUGUUGGCCAUUGCCAUCUGCAACUUGCUGCUCUACUUUGCCUUUUACAUCAUUAUGAAGCUGCGGAGCGGGGAGAGAAUCCAGUGUCUGGCUUUGGUGUGUAUUCUGUUCACAGCUGUGGUGUGGGGCUUUGCACUGUACUUCUUCUUCCAGGGUCUCAGCACUUGGCAGAAAACUCCAGCAGAGUCUCGUGAGCACAACAGGGACUGCAUCCUACUUUCAUUCUUUGACGACCAUGACAUUUGGCACUUCCUGUCGUCCAUCGCCAUGUUUGGAUCCUUCCUGGUCCUCCUCACCAUGGAUGAUGACCUUGACACCGUCCAGAGAGACAAGAUCUUUGUCUUCUAGAUUUGUGAGAUCUCGUGUGAUGGGCUCAGCUCUGCCUCUCUGCCUUAUUGCCUCAUCAUCUUUCUCUGUCUGCGUCUCCUUCAUGUUUUAAAGAAAAAGCACAGCCAGCAGCCUGUAUUUUUUUGCCAGGCUUUGAGAACCUCUCUGCUUCUCACAGCCAAUCAGCCAGUCAGGAAAGGGCAGUAGCCCCUCCCACCACUUGUAUGGACACAAAUGUGCCAGUGAGGAGCUGUGGUGGCGUUGAGUGAUUCUGAAAUGUUCUGUCCACUUGCUGCCAUCAUCAAUAUAACUGUGGUCCAUGUUUACUUACAGCUGAUGAUGAAGAUAACAAUGUACACACUUACUAGAAUAAACACAUCUGAAUUAACUUAUUUUAUACUGUCUGCAUAACAUUUCAACUGCAAGCCAACAAUACAUUUUGAAAUUACAGUUUAUAUGCUGUUUAUAUGCUGUGUGAGUGUUUGUACAGGUGUGAGUGUCUUUACCAAUGUUAAUGUACAUGAACAUGAAUUCUGUCCAGUCUGUCAGUGGCCUUUAAUGUUCUAAUCAUGUUAGUCACAUACUGUGCUCUGAUUGGUCAGAUCCUCCAGCUGUCCUUCUCAUUGAAGAAUAUGAUGAUUGUAUUUACUUCUUGACUGCCCUCAAGUAUGAAUGCAAAUGAGUUUUUUUUUGCACUGUACUGUUUAGAACAGCUAACUUUAAUGUCAAACAUUGCAGCGGUUACUGAAUAAAGGUCUCAUUUUCA